UUCAAUCCAUAUUGAUCUGAUUAAUAUUUGAUCAAAAAAUCUCCAAAAAAAAAAAAAAAAUGAAAUUCAUUGCUUCAUUGUUCAUUUUCUCUGCCAUCGUUUUGGCCGCUGUCGCUGAUGAUAAAACUGAUCAAGCCAAUAAAUUCGUUGAUCAAAUUAUUGGCUCAAUAAUCAAAACGAAACAUUUGGAUCCAUUAAAAAUUGAUCAUCAUAAUGUAACUUUGGACCGUAAAAUUGGUCUGAUUCAUUUACAUAUUGAAGCUGAAAUGGAAAAUGUUGAAGUCAAAGGUUUGGGACGCAUUCAUCGUAAUGGCGAUGCUGUAAUGAAAAAUGAAAAUGGUACAUUCGAUGUUAAACUUCGUUUGAAUGAUAAAGAUAUCAUCGCUACAAGUGAUUUACAUUUGAAAAUUGGUGAACAUUUACAUCCAGAUUUACAGGUUGAAAUCGAUAUCGGUGAUAUUGAUAUUAAAUUUGAAUUGGCCAUUGUGGAUGGAAAAUUUCAACUUAGACAAUUUGAAAUUGAUGAAUUGAAACAUUGUAAAGUCUAUGUUCAUGGUUUGAAGGGUUUGGAUAACAUUAUCGAUAUCUUGGCUGAUGCUUAUCUUCUUAUGUUCAAUAAAAAAGCCCGUCAUCAGAUUAGUGAAUUAUUACGGCCAAUCAUUGAAAAUGAAAUUAUUAAAUUUGAAAUUUAUUAAUUUUGUCUCCACAAUAUAACACCUGUUGCUGGAUUCUGGAAUGAUUGUAAUAAAAAUAAUAAAAUUUUUUUUUAAAUUAUA
Dermatophagoides farinae (American house dust mite) is the source of this 776-nucleotide messenger RNA. RefSeq names its product mite allergen Lep d 7-like. NCBI's taxonomy places the organism in Eukaryota, Metazoa, Arthropoda, Arachnida, Sarcoptiformes, Pyroglyphidae. The record is from RefSeq and is a predicted model, not a curated record.